Molecule: messenger RNA, 1025 nt
Organism: Rosa chinensis
Lineage: Eukaryota; Viridiplantae; Streptophyta; Magnoliopsida; Rosales; Rosaceae
Product: protein N-lysine methyltransferase METTL21A
Exons: 2
Coding region: 114-968 (284 amino acids)
Source: RefSeq, a predicted model, not a curated record
GGCUGUAUGUGGGCCCAAACCAGCGGAAUUCAUCCAAUUAAAAAAGCGAUAUAAAUAUUUAAGUUUUGCGCCAAACAAGCCCUACUUAAUUUGGAAGCACGAACCGAAUCUGAAUGGCCGCUCUAGAAGAAGACCAAGACGACGUCGUUAUAAACCCCGCCACAAUGCUCCUCCGCGACGACGACUCCGACUCCGACGAGGUCAAGAUGGUGGAGAGCGAACAGCUCCGGCAGCAUUCUCUGCCUUCGAUCGACUCCACAAUCGUCACCAGGCAGCUCCCCUCGCAGGGUCUCUCCUUUCAGCUCUGGCCGGCGGCCACCACGCUCCUCACUCUCCUGGACGACCACCGCCGUGAUCCCACCACGAGCCCCCUUGGCCCCACGCUCUCGGCCUUGGAAUCCGGCCGGAGACUCAAGAUCCUCGAACUAGGUUCUGGAACCGGCCUCGUCGGAAUAGCCGCCGCCGCCACGCUCGGCGCGUGCGUCACUGUGACGGACCUCCCUCACGUCGUCGACAACCUUAAGUUCAAUGCGGAACUAAACGCCGCCGCUUUGGGAGGGAGCGGCGGGAGUGUGAGAGUGGCGGCGCUGAGGUGGGGAGAGGGGGAGGACGCGGAGGCGAUAGGGCGGGAGUUUGAUAUUGUAUUGGCGUCGGAUGUAGUGUAUCACGACCACCUCUACGAGCCGCUGCUCAAAACGCUGUCGUUUCUGCUGUUGGGGGAGGGCGGCGUGGUGUUUGUGAUGGCCCACUUGAGGAGGUGGAAGAAGGAGUCGGCCUUCUUCAAGAGGGCCAGGAAGCUUUUUGAGGUUGAGGUCUUGCACGUGGAUCGUCCGUGCCAGGGAUCGCGGGUCGGAGUUACUGUUUACCGUUUUACCGGGAAGCCAAGUGUUGGGGAGCGAUCAAUUUUCCAUCUUUAUAAACAAACCAAAUCAAAACGAUUCUUUGUUUUCAAAUAUUAUACGACAUAAAUAACCAAACAAUCAAAACUCACAACUCUCACACAAUGUACAAUUCGCCUUGUCGGU